CGCACCGCCAGAAUGGGAGCAGCAGCGUCCAAGGCCAAGAGUGCACGCCCGACAAAAGUCCCCGCCUUCGCACAGAAGCCCAUCGGCCACCAGGUCGGCCAAGCCCAAGGUCGCCCCGUCGAGCCGCUCCCCAAAGCCACAGACACCAAGAGCGAAGCCGUCGUGCGCGAUUCCCAGGACCCGGACCUCGCUCGCAACCUCGCCUCGCUCGGACAAGCUCUCGUCGCAGGCAAGGGCCAGCCCUCGCGCGCGUUCCGCACCGACAACCCCAUGCUCGGCAUCCUCGCCGAGCGGCAACGCGCCGACGAGGCGCUCGAGGCCUCGCCGUCGUCGCGCAUCGAGAACCACAUCUCGGCCGCGUCCCUGUUCAACCUGUUUGACGAGCGCAAGCAGUGCACGUCCCAGGGCGAGCUCGACGAGCUCGCGCGCGAGUACGGCAUGGACCCCAAGGUCAUCGAGCAGCUCGCGCGCCACAUCAACUCGCCGAGCGACAGCGAGAUCCCGCUCCCGUCGAGCGACCCCAACGAGCCGCCAAAGCGUCUCGCCAAGUGGGUCGACCCGCAGCUCCCCGAGCAGCCGCGGCUGCCCGCCUGAGCGCACACGCCAUAUGUGGCAAGCUGGACCACGUGCCCCAGCGUCGUACCUGUAGCCUUAUGCAACAAGCAUCGUUCGCCGUC
Rhodotorula graminis WP1 is the source of this 677-nucleotide messenger RNA. RefSeq lists its product as uncharacterized. NCBI's taxonomy places the organism in Eukaryota, Fungi, Basidiomycota, Microbotryomycetes, Sporidiobolales, Sporidiobolaceae. The record is from RefSeq and is a predicted model, not a curated record. The transcript has 4 exons. Bases 13 to 594 code for a protein of 193 amino acids.